AGACAGCUGGUUCAGCUGGCUGUCAGUUAAAUGCUAGGUGGCGUAUAAAGUCAGCCAGCUAGCCAGCCAUCAAAAGUUUGUAAAUAUUGUUCGUGAGUUGAAAAUACUAAAGUGUCACCAUGAGUAACAUAUACAUUCAGGAACCGCCGACAACAGGAAAGGUCAUAUUGAAGACUUCAGUAGGGGAAAUAGACCUAGAAUUAUGGACCAAAGAAGCCCCGAAGGCUUGCAGAAAUUUUAUUCAACUUUGUUUAGAAGGAUAUUAUGACAAUACCAUAUUUCACAGGGUAGAAAAGGGAUUUAUUAUACAAGGUGGCGAUCCCACGGGGACUGGGGAAGGUGGAGAAAGCAUUUACAAUGGACCAUUCAAGGAUGAGUUUCAUACUAGAUUACGUUUUUGCCGGAGAGGCUUACUUGCAAUGGCAAAUGCUGGAAAGGAUGACAACGGAUCCCAGUUCUUCUUUACUCUUGCAGCUACACCUGAGCUGCAAAAUAAACACACCAUAUUUGGCAAAGUUACUGGGGAAACAAUUUACAAUAUGCUCAAACUUGAAGAUGCACUUGUUGAUGAGAAUGAUCGGCCUCUGUAUCCUCAGAAAAUCAUCAAAACAGAGGUUUUAAACAAUCCAUUUAAUGAUAUAGUUCCCAGGACUGAACCAGAGAAAGUUGUAGUUGAUAAACCUAAGAAAAAAGAAAAAAAAUCUGGUGUAAAAAACUUCAAGCUCCUUUCUUUUGGUGAGGAAGCAGCAGAGGAUGAAGAAGAAUCGGUCGUCCUAAGUAAAAAGUUUAGUGGAAAAGGUAAAUCUGCCCAUGACAAUUUAACAGAUCCGAAACUGAGUGCAGAGCCUGCUAUUGAAACUGGUGAACCUCAGAGCAAAAAAAUGAAAACAGAUAAUGACAACAACGUGAGUGGCGAUGAGAAAAUGGAAUCCGGUGAUGAAGAUACUGAAUUAAGCAAAGAAAAACAGGCCAUAAAAGAGCGAAUCAAAAACAAAUUAAAAGAUUCCAAAAGUACAAUAGAUCGUCAAAAACCAAAAAGCAAUCAGAAGUCGAACAAGGUUCCCGAGAUUGAGAAUGAACCGGAGGAGGAGCCUUACUAUUUAGGAAAAGAUCGCGUUGAUGAGCGAAAGAAAAAAGCUGAGGAGAUUCGAAAGGAAAUUCGUGACUUGAAACGGGAUGUCAGGAACGAGAAAAAAGCAAAAGAGGAUGAAGCAAAGGAAAAAGUAGAACAGGAACAGGAGAAGGAGAAAAAGUCCAGUGUGUUGAGAGAGUACAUAGAAACCCAGGAAAAAUACAAAGAAGCUAAAUCAAAGUUACCACAGAAGGGUCGAUCCCGAGAAGACUUUACGUUACAGUUACUCCAGAAAUUCCGAACGAAAUUGCACACUGUGAAGGAACAUGCAGAGGAAGCAAACGGAGAUGUGGAAAAGAAAGAUACUGACAACGAGGAUGAACUCGACGACGAGAAAUGGAUGUCGCACAGGUUACGGUUUGAAGAAAAAACGCCUGUGCUGGCUAAAGACGCCAGCACAAAAGAUGACGAUUGGUUCGAGAUUUACGAUCCUAGAAAUCCCCUCAAUAAAAGAAGACGAGGAGAAAAAACUCAAAAAACUAAAAGUGGAGAACAUUCCCGGCGGAGAUAGUAGAUUGGUUUAGUUAAAAAAUACUCCUAGGUAUUGCAAGAAUUUGAUUAUUGCGUAUGUAUAGGAAUGUUACUACAAUUUUAAUCCGAACUGAAAAAUAAAGAUUAUUGGUAAUUUA
Athalia rosae (coleseed sawfly) is the source of this 1761-nucleotide messenger RNA. RefSeq names its product spliceosome-associated protein CWC27 homolog. Gene Ontology annotation, cellular component: catalytic step 2 spliceosome. Gene Ontology annotation, molecular function: peptidyl-prolyl cis-trans isomerase activity. The transcript is spliced from 8 exons. The record is from RefSeq and is a predicted model, not a curated record. NCBI's taxonomy places the organism in Eukaryota, Metazoa, Arthropoda, Insecta, Hymenoptera, Athaliidae. The coding region runs from base 120 to 1643 and encodes 507 amino acids. Gene Ontology annotation, biological process: protein peptidyl-prolyl isomerization.